UUUACUGUCAGUGAAUUGUGGCGAUGAAUGGCCGCCUCGUUCAGUGUACGAUUACUCUGUUUUCUUGCGAUUCAUUUUUUGUAAUUCAGUGACCCGCGUCUAAAACAGCUUAGAAUUGCAUUGCAAUUGAGUAGCUGAGUUAUUAUAUUAGACGUAAAGACAUAACGAUUAAAAAUGGACAAAACAACAGAUGGAUUAUACCAUCCAGAUCGGAACAAUGGAGCGGAAGAUGUUACCAUGACAUUGGUAAAUGCUGACGAGAGAGUUGCUAUUCUGGAUGCUGGUGCUCAAUAUGGAAAGGUGAUUGAUCGGAAAGUUCGUGAAUUAAAUGUUCAGUGUGAAAUUUUAUCGAUAGAUACACCAGCAUAUGUCCUCCAAGAAAGUGGAUACAAAGCUAUUAUUAUCUCUGGAGGACCUAGUUCUGUUUAUGCUGAAGAUGCACCACGAUAUGAUGGUGAUAUUUUUCGAAUAGGCAUCCCAGUGUUAGGUAUCUGCUACGGAAUGCAGAUGAUGAACAAAGAGUUUGGAGGCACGGUUAUACGAAAAGAAGGUAGAGAAGACGGACAAUUUCCUAUUGAAGUCGAUCCCAAGUGCCUUUUAUUCAAGGGCUUGGAUAAAGAACAGUUAGUUCUUCUUACUCAUGGAGAUAGUAUAGAAAGAGUAGCUGAUUGUUUUAGAGCUACAGCCAAAUCAUCGAAUUUCAUAGUUGGAAUAGCGAGUGAUAAAAUGAAUUUGUAUGGUGUACAAUUCCAUCCAGAGGUUGAUCUCACUCCAAAUGGAAAACAAAUGUUACAUAAUUUUCUUUUCGGUGUAGCUGGGCUCACUGGUAACUAUACAAUGCGUGAUCGAGAAACCCAGUGUAUUCAGUAUAUUAAAGAAACUGUUGGCAACAAUAAAGUAUUGCUCUUGGUAAGUGGCGGUGUUGAUUCCACCGUCUGUGCGGCAUUAUUACAUAAAGCGUUAAACAAGGAACAAGUAAUUCCACUACAUAUUAACAAUGGAUUUAUGCGUAAAGGGGAGACUCCAUUUGUUGAACAAAGUUUAGCACAACUAGGCAUUAAAUUGCGAGUUGUUAAUGCAGCACAUUAUUUUAUGGAAGGAACCACGUCGAUGCCAUUAGAUAAUGUUCCACCUGUUAAUGUUGUUAACAACAAAGGAAUUGGAGUUACCACAAUUGGUCCUAGAACUAGAAUAACCAAAAUGCUCUGUCAAACGACAAGUCCUGAAGAGAAACGUAAAAUAAUCGGUGAUGUGUUUGUUCGAGUGGCUAAUGAUGCUAUGACUGAAAUGGGGUUAAAACCCGAUGAAGUCUUUCUUGGACAAGGAACACUUAGGCCCGAUCUUAUUGAAAGUGCAAGUGCACUUGUCAGUGACAAAGCUGAUGCAAUUAAAACACACCACAACGACAGUGAACUCGUGAGAGCUUUAAGGGCGCAAGGUCGAGUAGUAGAACCUUUGAAAGACUUUCACAAAGAUGAAGUAAGACAAAUUGGGUGUGAUUUAGGCUUACCAGCAUCUCUCGUUCAACGACAUCCGUUUCCUGGACCUGGAUUAGCUAUACGUAUAUUGUGUGCAGAUGAACCUUACAUGGAUAAAGACUUUUCUGAAACACAGGUGAUCGUAAAAAUAAUGGCCGAGUACGAACAAAUGCUUCAAAAAAAGCAUGCAUUGCUAAACCGUGUCGAAGGUGCAACCAGUGAAUCAGAACGUCAACAUUUACGAAGAGUAUCAAGCAACCAUCAUAUUGCAGCUACUCUUUUACCAAUACGUAGUGUUGGAGUACAAGGUGAUAGAAGGAGCUAUAGUUAUGUAGUGGGUUUAUCCUGUGAUGAGCCAGCACCAGAAAAUAUUGUCUGGGAAGAUUUAAUGUUUCUUGCCAGGCUGAUACCACGUGUGUGUCAUAAUGUGAAUCGUGUCUGUUAUAUAUUUGGACCGUUGGUCCAACAUCCAAUUACAGACAUCACACCCACACAUCUUACUUCAAAUGUGAUCGCAACAUUGAGACAAGCCGAUCAUUUAGUUAAUCAAGUAUUAGCAUCAAACGGCUGUGUAAAUGCUAUCAGUCAAAUGCCAGUUAUUUUAAUUCCUGUGCAUUUCGAUCGUGAUGCUGCUACUAGAACGCCUUCUUGUCAGCGCUCAAUUGUUCUUAGGCCUUUUUGUUCAAGUGAUUUUAUGACUGGUACUCCAGCUAUUCCUGGCAAUCAAUUGCCCAUGCAUGUUGUUAAGAAAAUGGUGACUGAAAUAUCAACAGUACCAGGUAUAUCGCGCGUUCUUUAUGAUUUAUCCUCGAAACCACCGGGUACUACAGAAUGGGAGUAAAUGACACUUAUUUUCGACUCAUUUCUUUCUAUUUUUUCACCACCUUUACGCGUAACGACUACAGAAGAGUGAAAAAAAAAAUAUAUUGCAAAAAUAUAUCUAUUACAAAAAAUUUAAAAAUACAAGAUUAUGAAUUCUUACCGAUUUAUAUAAGAAAAAAUAACUAAGCAAGAAUAAAUACUUGGAAUAUAUUUGUAUAGACUUAUUAUAUACAUACAUUCAUAUAUUCCAAGUUAUUUUUGCUUAAUAUAAUCGUGAAAUGAUUGCUUAAUCAUUGCACUGAUUAAAUAUGAUGGUAUUGUGUACAUUAAGGUCGAAGGUAAGUAUCAUGUUUGCUUGUAAAUAUGUCUCUAUUAGAUCAAUUGUAUAAAAUAAUAAUUUAUUCAAAACAAAUGAGAAAACACAUCAUCCAUGAUUAAUUUUUGCAUCCGCAAAUGUUACAUUUUAUUGAUGGUAACAUUAAAUUGCUGUUGUACUCGAUUUGCAUAUAAUGUUGAACAUGCUCAACAGAUUUCCUAUAGGUUUCAUGCCAAACGCAACUUCCACUUUUGGUCAUACAUCUAAACAAACAAACAUGUAGUAAAUUAAUGUAAUUUUUAUCAUAAUACCACUUUUGUUUUAAUACAAACAAACAAAUAAGAAGAAAAAAAUAAUCUCUUCAAA
Messenger RNA from Chelonus insularis, 2982 nucleotides. RefSeq names its product GMP synthase burgundy (gene bur). Gene Ontology annotation, biological process: GMP biosynthetic process. NCBI's taxonomy places the organism in Eukaryota, Metazoa, Arthropoda, Insecta, Hymenoptera, Braconidae. Gene Ontology annotation, molecular function: ATP binding; GMP synthase (glutamine-hydrolyzing) activity; GMP synthase activity. The record is from RefSeq and is a predicted model, not a curated record. Bases 175 to 2319 code for a protein of 714 amino acids. Gene Ontology annotation, cellular component: cytosol. The transcript has 9 exons.